AUGUGGCAGCUAGAUGCCCGUGCUGUUUUUCCACCUGGGGCCUAUGUGUGGCCUGCGAUUUUCAUGACCGGCGAUGGCUGCUUCACGGGUUUCCCUGUGGGCAAUGUAGCAUCACAGGAGGUCGCAGCGCAGGUCCAGACAGGAGCAGCCCAGGCAAGCGAUGUAGCGCAGCCAGCUCAGGUGAAUGAGGCGACUUCAAACGGCUCAAACUCACCUCGAAAUGGCAUCAGCCGCACGUCCGCUAGCCGGAAGCAGCGUCGCCGUUUGAAAGCAGCGAAUGCGGAUUCUGUAAAGAGCUCUGCUGCAGAGGAACAGCUAGAGAAGGCGCAUCCAGCGCUCCCCGGCCUGAUCAAUGGUCCCCGUGCGCAGCAGGUGGCGACCUCUUUGCCAGUGUGCCCAGGGCCUGUACUUCCGGAGUCGCCUGCCGAGGCCCAGCAGGAGGAGGUCUCACGCAGUCCGGUGAAUUCUGAGGGCCCUGGCCAGCUCUGGCCGCCGACACCCGAGUCUACGCCGCCAUGCUCUCCACGAUUUCAGAGCUUCUGCGCCUUUCCAGGCGUCUGGCAUGUAGAGAUGCCAAGCAUGAUCUUGCCAGAGCCGGUGGCGUUGCCUGAGAUGCCGACGAUGCAAGUGGAGGAUCUCCCGGAUGCCGAAUCCCAGGCAUGCGAACGGAUGAUCUCCCAACUGGACGAAGAUGCCAGUCGAGCAGAGGUGAUGGAGGCGCUUUGGACUUCCGCUUGGUCAAUGGCCUGCACCCCUGGCGGCACUCGUGUUGUCCAGAAGGCGUUGGAGGUCGCCGACACCACGGAGCGAAUUUCUCUGGCAGAACAGCUGCAGGGCCACGUCAAGGAAGCUUUUGCGUCACCCCAUGCCAACCAUGUUCUUCAGAAGUGCAUCGAGCUCAUUCCUCCAGACCGCCUCCACUUCGUUCUGUCUGAGAUGCUUGGGCAUGCAGUUGCAGCAGCACGGCACCGCUAUGGCUGCCGUGUUCUGGAGCGUCUCCUGGAGCAUUGCCCCAGUGAGCAGACGGCUCCCCUGGUUGAGGAGGUCCUUGCAGGAGCUCCGCAACUUUGUCGUCACACCUUCGGAAACUUUGUUGUGCAGCACGUGCUCGAGCAUGGGACGGUCAGUCAGAAGCACCAAAUCGUGGAUGUCAUUCACGCUGAUAUCCAGCGUUUGGCGCGGCACCGCGUCGCCAGUCACGUUGUGCGGUGCGCGCUGAAGCACAGCACGCCCGAAGACAGGCAGAAGCUGGUGCAGGCCAUUCGGAAAGACCCUGCAGACCUAGCAGAUUUGGCUCACCAUCAUUGCGGAAGCUUUGUUGUGCGAGAGAUGCGUCGUUCAGACGGUUUGCACCGCUGA
Molecule: messenger RNA, 1359 nt
Organism: Symbiodinium pilosum
Lineage: Eukaryota; Dinophyceae; Suessiales; Symbiodiniaceae
Source: the annotation of a GenBank genome assembly